GCAGGGGAAACCCCAGACUUUCCCCAACUGGGAAGAGCCGACCCACCGGGAGGCCACUAAACACAGCGAGCUGAAUGGAGGGCUUGGUCAGCUGUGAGAUGUGACCCGGCCAGCAAGAGGCGCGGUGGCAGCAGCAGGCAGCGUUAUAGCGAGCAGCACCGGCACGGCGCUGGCGCGGAGAGUGGUGGUCUGAGGAAGCUGAUCGCUGUUCCUGAAUUAACUGCACUUACUCGGACAUAGAACAUGAAGUAGAAGGGGAAGACAGCCCCCCCAGAUGUCUGGAAGGUGCCAGAGCCGCCGGGCCUCUUCCGAUGACCCAGAGCAGCUGUCCAGCGGGUGCCGGGCUGGCCAGUGGCGUCCUAAGCCGCAGGGACCGUCCGCUGCUUUCGCACAAACCUCCUAAUUCAUGAGCCAGCAGGAUGAGGUCGCCGCGCUUUCAGAACGCCUUCUCAUAGCUGCGUACAAAGGCCAAGCAGAGAAUGUGGUUCAGCUCAUCAACAAGGGCGCCAAGGUAGCGGUUACCAAGCAUGGCCGGACCGCCCUGCAUCUUGCUGCCAACAAGGGCCACCUCUCUGUGGUCCAGAUCUUGCUGAAGGCUGGCUGUGACCUCGAUGUCCAGGACGAUGGGGAUCAGACAGCCUUGCACCGGGCCGCAGUGGUGGGACAUACAGAUGUGGUCGCUGCACUCAUCCAGGACGGCUGCGCGCUGGACCGCCAAGACAAGGACGGGAACACAGCUCUGCACGAAGCCUCCUGGCACGGCUUCAGCCAGUCAGCCAAGCUGCUCGUUAAAGCCGGAGCCAACGUGCUUGCCAAGAACAAGGCCGGGAACACGGCCCUGCACCUUGCCUGCCAGAACAGCCACGCCCAGAGCACCCGCGUCCUGCUGCUGGGCGGCUCCCGCGCCGACCUCAAGAACAACGCAGGUGACACCUGUCUGCACGUAGCAGCACGCUACAACCACGUGUCCAUCAUUAAGCUCCUGCUCAGCGCUUUCUGUUCUGUCCACGAGAAGAACCAGGCUGGAGACACAGCCCUUCAUAUCGCCGCGGCCCUCAAUCACAAGAAGGUGGCGAAAAUCCUCCUGGAAGCAGGAGCAGAUGAGACCAUUGUCAAUCAUGCAGGCCAGACCCCGCUGGAGACCGCACGCUACCACGACAACCCAGAAGUCGCUCUUCUCCUCACCAAGGCUCCCCAGGUCUUGCGCUUCAGUCGUGGGCGAAACCUGAGGAAAAAGAGAGAAAGGCUGAAGGAAGAGAGGAGAGCUCAGUCGGUGCCAAGAGAUGAGGUGGCCCAAAGCAAGGGAAGUGUCUCCGCGGGAGACACCCCUAGCAGUGAGCAGGCUGCUCCCAGAAAAGAAGAGGUUCCAGAAGAUAUCCUGUCUGCAUCCCCCGAGCCCCGAGCCAAGGAGAACAGGCGGAGAAAGUCCAGGCCCAAGGUGUCAGCGCUUUCUGAUCCCACCCCACCGGCAGACCAACAGCCAGGGGGCCAGAAGACCUCGCACACUCACAAUCGCCAGAAGAAGCGGCCCAGGCAUCGUUCCUCGCCACCCCCUCCCCAUGAGUUCAGAGCCUACCAGCUUUACACUCUGUACCGCGGCAAGGAUGGAAAAGUAAUGCAGGCACCAAUAAACGGCUGCCGAUGCGAACCCCUAAUCCACAAGCUGGAGAACCAGUUGGAGGCCACAGUGGAGGAGAUCAAAGCCGAGCUGGGGUCCGUUCAGGAUAAAAUGAACACCAAGCUGGGCCACAUGGACAGUAAGACCCAGCACCAAAUGCGCGUUCUGGACAAGCUGAUGGUUGAGCGUCUCUCAGCAGAGAGAACGGAGUGUUUGAACCGCCUACAGCACCACUCAGACAUGGAGAAGCAUGAGGAAGAGAAACGACAGAUGUCUUUGGUGGAUGAGUUAAAAACAUGGUGCAUGUUAAAGAUUCAGAAUUUGGAGCUGAAGCUUUCUGGAGAUUCUAGGGCCUCUAGAGCCAAGUCUAUCCCGUCUACUUGUGAGUCCUCAACAGCAGGUGUGGAUCCAUUGGUGGAGACCGCCGGAGCCCUGGCUGCUUCUGACAGUUCCCCUCAGGUGGUGAGACCCAAAGAAAAAGCCGCCAACCCCACUGCGGUCCACAGGCUCCAGCCGGAGCUGUCUUCCUCGGACUGCACGGGCUCUCAGCCCAGGAACGCACGGGUGCAGGCCCAGAAAGAGGCCGCCAGGAGGGACCACAGGACACAGGGCCCCUGUGUACACAGAGGCACCCAAACCAAGAAGUCCGGGAAAAGUGGGCAGACGAGGCAUCGAGCCCAGCCUCUGGCCCCCAGCCCCCACAGUGGGCAGCCAGCACCGGGCACUGAGCAGGGGGCCCCUCACAUCCGCGAUACCUCACAAGCCCUGGAGCUUACGCAGUACUUUUUUGAAGCUGUUUCCACCCAGAUGGAAAAGUGGUACGAAAGGAAGAUCGAGGAAGCACGCAGCCAAGCCAGUCAGAAAGCCCAGCAGGAGAAGGCGACCCUGAAGGAACAUGUUAAAAGCUUAGAAGAGGAACUUGCGAAAUUAAGGACCAAGGUGCAGAAGGAAAAUUAGGAGCCUGGGAAAAAGACAUCUUGAGGAUUUGCAGUUAUUCAGUCAUUGCAGCAUAACGUUGCCCAAGGUUUCAAAUAUUGUGCACCUGAUAGCCCCGCAGUGAAAAAUUAAAAAAAUAAAAAGAUGAAUAGAUAAGGACUCCUUUCUAGAAUGUGCCAGACACAUGCUUCCCAUGCCCUGACGUGAUGCAGACUUGGACCAUUGAAGCCUGGAGAGCUUGCUGGGUUUCAGGUUGCAUUACAAGGGUCAAACCUCAGGCCAGGUUCAUUUGAAGUUCAAAAGCUCAGAUGAAGCGAGCCACUCACACUAAGAGCCCAGUGGUGUGUAAGCCUGAUCCCUAAGUGCAGAAUCUAUGAAAUAAUGUAGAUCAAAAGCAAGAAAGAAAUGAGCCCCUCGUGAAUUCAGAUCAAGUAAUCAUUCUUAAUACACCUGCUGGGCCCAGACAAGCGUUUUUCUGUUGAGAGAGCUGUAACUGAGAUGCACUAGCCAACCCCUUCUCUUUCUCUCAGUUUGUUAUUCUCAAAAGGCUGACAUUUUAACAAGGUUAAUCCUUAGCAAAGACUUUUUGAGGGCUAUGAUUUUUAUGAUAUCGCAAGACCCAAUCUAUCUUAAAGUAUUUUGAAAACUCAAUGUAUUAAGUACUGAGUAAUUGGCUAAUAGCACUGGGAAUGUUUAAUCAUGUUCUCAAGUGAGAAAGAAUCCAACCAUUUAAUCAAUGGCUUCUGUGUCUCUUCAGCCCAAAUACAAAAAUGUUACAAAUGAUUAAUUGUAAUGAUUCUUAAAGCAGAUGAGUGAGAAAAUAUUCACAUAACAAUUUCCUGAGCCUUCUAUAAUCUAGUAUAAUCAAACCCAAUAAUCUUAGGAAUACCUUUUGAAUUUGAUAUUACUGGUCUGUAUUUUAUUUAAAAAUCAUUAUUUUCUUGAAAGUAAUUCAUUUUUAGUUUUUAUUAUUGACGAACCUCAAAGGUUCUUUGCUUUGCAGUGAUUAAGUCAAGGUAAAUAAUUCAGUAACUUGGGACUGGCGAGACAGUACAGCAGGUAGGGAGUUUGCCUUGAAUGUGACUGACCUGGGUUCAAUCCCCAGCACCCCAGAUGGUCCCUUGAGCCUCACUAGGAAUGAUCUCUAAUUGCAUAGCCAGAUAUACAAGCACCAGUGGAUGUGGCCCCCAAACAAAAAAAUUAAAAUCAGCAUCAUAAUAGUUCAGUAACUAGAUUUGUAACUCAUUAUUCCAUGCUUCAUGGAGUCUUAUGAAUUUUACUUUGCUCUAAGGUUUAUACAAAGCUCUAGCAUGGAUAGGCUGAACUUUAGGAUUACAUUAUCUUCCAAAUUUCUUAUCCCUUGGAAGGUGAAAUUCUUUUCAUUUCCUCUAAAGUCCAUGUAUACACAGAAACUUCUAUUUUUAAACACAGGUUGUUAUCAAUAAGUUUUAAUAAAAUGUUGCUCAUGGAGCCUGAGGGAAAAUGACUUCUUGAUGUGAGAAAAUGCAGACAAAGCAUACUCUUAGUCCCUGGGUGUUUUGCUUAUCAAACAAAUGUGUUUAAGUGACAACCUGCAGAUGCAAACUUUGCUGUUCAAUGUAGAUGAAGACAUAUUGUGUUAGAAAGUCUGGAGAGGGAACCAAUUUUAUAUUCUCUGUUUAUUUUAUCUUUGCAAGCUUUCUCCUCAACCACUAUGUAUGUGGAAGGUUUCUUGUGAGAUUCUCAUUGAAUCAAUACCUGUACAGGCACCUUCCUUUUCUCGUUUUCUCAUUUGUUCCUAAGGCAAGAUCACAGAAUCGCAGAGGUGCGCCUCUCAGUUCUCUAAGCCCAUCCGCAGCAAAGCAUCACUGCUCUCUUCAGAAGCUCUCCUCCCUCUGUGUCUUUGCACUUACUGAGAGCUUCCAGAUGAAGAGAUGAGAUCUUGAGAUGUUCAGUAAGUCAUGUUCCAAGCGGGAGGUGUUUAUUGUUGAUGUUUUGUUUGGGGGCCACACCCAGAAGUUAUCAGGCUCUGCACUCAGGGAUCACUCCUGGUGCAGCUGUGUGGACUGUUGAGGGUGCCGGGGAUCGAACUUGGGUCAGCUGCAUAUAAGACCCAAACCACUAGACUAUUGCUCAGGCCCUGAGCUGAGGUAGUUUAAUAAAUUGAAAUAUCUCCUCUUCCUCAAGGAGAACCCUUGUUAGAAAUUCUGAAAAGAAGCAUAGAGUGCUGCUUUGGUGGGAAAUAUUUUGACUUAUACCUAACUAAGCAGUAAAGGGCCAUUUAUCAUGGGCUCACCUUAGCCAGUUCUCCAUGUGGGAAGAGAGUUUGUGUUUGUUCUUUAGCUCUCUCAAAAACUCAACCACAGUCCAACACGCGAUUCCCUUUGUUUUCCCACUGUGCUCUAUGCUAGAAUGAGUUGAGGCUUCCAUUGUACUUCCCCUAAGAGGCAGAACUUUUGCCUGUUGUGUAGCUUGUGUUUCAAAGUGAGGCUGGUCGAUAGCACAGUGGGUGCGGCGUUUGCCUUGCACAAGGCCAACCUGGGUUUGAUUCCCAGCAUUCCAUUUGGUCCCCCAAGAACCACUCUGAGUGCAGAGCCAGGAGUAACCCCUGUGUAUUGCUGAGUGUGAUGGAAAAAAAAAAAUCAAAGUGAGGCUGGAACUGCUGAAUGGGCGGUUGGGGGGGGGGCAUGUAAAACACAGGAAAGUCAUACUGUACCAUAUUGCAAUAUUUUUCUAAAAAAAAUUUGGUUAGUGUGCUUUAUAGAUAUAUGUGAUAGAUCAGAUCUUAGUGGUACUCUUGGUUUUUAUUUUGGAAGCCCUGAAUUGUUUUCAUGUUUAAACCUCCUUUGUCUCAGUUAGGUGUUGAUACUUGAGAGCUGUGUUGUCUUCUAAAAUAAUUGUAUUUUAUUACCUUGAAUUUGUGUUCCUUUCAAGCAUUAUACAUGACAGUACUUUGGUAUUAAAUUUCUUAAAAGAUGAAAGUGUGAA
This is a messenger RNA of Sorex araneus (European shrew), 5521 nucleotides long. It is a transcript of the gene ANKRD6, whose product is annotated as ankyrin repeat domain 6. The coding region runs from base 407 to 2575 and encodes 722 amino acids. The transcript is spliced from 16 exons. NCBI's taxonomy places the organism in Eukaryota, Metazoa, Chordata, Mammalia, Eulipotyphla, Soricidae. Gene Ontology annotation, molecular function: protein binding. The record is from RefSeq and is a predicted model, not a curated record.